UGCAUAUAAUAUAAUAUCUUUCUUUUUAUUUAUGAAAAUGGCGGUUGUUCAUCUCCCCCCUUCCUUCUCUCUUUACGCCACUCCUCUCCCUACCUCCGCAGCAGCAGCAGGAGAAGGAGGAUUGGAUGAUGGGAACAGGAAAUUCAUGGUGGUGGGACACAGAGGUCAUGGCAUGAACCUCUUACACUCCACCGAUACCAGAAUGAAAGCCUAUAAAGAGAACUCCAUUCUUUCCUUCAACAACGCUGCCAAUCACCCUUUGGAUUUCAUUGAGUUUGACGUUCAGGUGACCAAAGAUGACAUCCCCAUCAUCUUCCACGACAAUUUCAUCCUCUCUCAACACAAUGGUAUUCUAGUUGAAAAGAGGGUGACUGAUUUGACGCUUCAAGAAUUCUUUAGCUAUGGUCCUCAACGACAAGUAGGAGAGGUGGGGAAAUCUUUGCUCCGGAGAACAAAUGGAAAUAUAGUUGGGUGGGAUGUCCAAGCAGAUGAUCAUUCUUGUACCUUACAAGAAGCUUUCCAAAAAGUAAACCCUUGUUUGGGGUUCAACAUUGAGUUGAAGUUUGAUGAUUAUAUCGUAUAUCAGCAACACCAUCUCACCCAUCUUCUUCAACUCAUCUUCAAAGUCGUGUCUCAAAAUGCCCAACAAAGGCCUGUCAUUUUUUCAACCUUCCAGCCUGAUGCAGCCUUGCUUAUGAAGAAGCUUCAGCAUAUAUACCCUGUUUACUUUUUGACAAAUGGAGGAACCCAGGUUUUUGAUGAUGUGCGAAUGAAUUCUUUGGAAGAAGCCAAGAAGGUGGCCAUACAGGGUGGAUUGGAUGGAAUAGUUUCAGAAGUAAUGGGUGUUUUUGGAAACCCGAUGGUUGUUAGAGAUAUUAAAGACUCCAAACUAUCUCUCCUUACUUAUGGGAAAUUGAAACUAUCGUUGCACAAGAGCGACGGGAAGGAGAAGAAGGAUCAUCAGCCUUCCGCCCAUUUAGAUGAGCUUGCUCAGGCUUCCAAGGAUAUGCAAGAUAUGAGAAACUGCUAUGAUGGCUUACUAUCUGCAGCUGCUGCAACGGCAAAUAGUAUUUAUGAAUUUUCGGAGUCUCUAAAGGAAAUGGGGAACUGUUUGCUGGGGAAAACUGCUGCGGACACUGAUCGUGAAAGUGGAAAAGUCCUAUCAACUUUGGGGAAUAUGCAAUUGGACCUUCAGAAAAUUGCAGAUACUUAUCGUUCUUCUGUAGUUGUGACGAUUACUAACCCAUCGGAGUCUCUCCUCAGUGAGCUACGGAAAGUGGAGGAGAUGAAACUUCAAUGUGAUGAAAAGAGAGAGGCGUUUGAAUACAUGAUGACACAACACAGAGAAAAGGGACAAUUGAGAACUGGAAAAGUUGAAAGUUCUAUUGCACAAAAACUAAAAGAAGCUCAAGACGAAUAUGAUGAAGUGACUAGACUGUGUGUAUUUCGGGUAAAAUCACUGAAGGAGGGACAAUGUCGCAGUCUUUUAACACAAGCUGCUCGCCAUCAUGCCGCACAGCAGUUGAGUUUCUUUCGCAAUGGACUUAAAACCCUUGAAGCUGUUGAACCUUGCAUACGAAAUGUUGCCGAAAAGCAUCACAUUGAUUAUCAACUUACUGGACUAUGUAACUCGGAGUCCCGGGAAGGUGAACCUAUGAGUGGAUAUGAAAGCACAGACGAUGGGGAACUGAGUUUUGAUUAUAGACAGAAGAAACAAGGGAUUGAUGAUGAUGGCACCUCACAAAAUCCAAUGGAGCUGGACCGGAUAGAUCUUCAAGGUUCAAAUUUAGAAGAUGCAGAGGUAAAUAAGAAUAACCAUCAAGGGGAGCAGCUUUUUGGUAGGCAAACUAGAGUGAGCAGCUAUUCAGCUCCUUUAUUCCCAGAGAAGAUUGAUGCGUCUGAAAGGCCAAAGGAAACGCAACCCUCACGGAAGUUUUACUCUUAUGUGCUACCUCCUCCGGCUGUAGAUGCCAGGAAUCCAAUUUCAAGACCCUCUACAUCUGUUUCUUAUUCCAGUCCAUUUCAAAGUUUGCAACAGCCAUUGCCAGUGGACCAUGGAAGACGUAUUGGUGAUGAUAACAUGUUGACAUCUGCUUCUACCUCAAAGGCCCAGUCUAUGAUAAAAGAUGGUAACAGUAUCAAUCCGUCCAUCCAGUUACCUGCUCCUUCAGCUGGAAGAUUUUCGCUCUCACAGCGGGAUACUCAUAUCAGAAGUGAUGGUGAAGUAGGGAAAAGGCAAUCUUACUCUGGUCCAUUACCACCAAGCAAGCAAUUUUCUUUUAAGAUUGCAUCAAAUAGCGGGCCCAUUACCUCUACUGAGCUUCCUCAGCCACCCUUUCGUGUCCCGGUUUCUCAGCCAAGUUUGUCACCAAACGUAUCUCGUAGUGCUUCACCUCCCCCUAUAUCUUCUCCAAAAAUAAGUGAGCUUCAUGAGCUUCCUAGGCCUCCUAGUGGUUUACCCUUCUCGAAGCCCGUUGUUUUUUCUGGUGGUAUGACUGGACAUUCAGCACCCUUAUUUUCCAAGAAUCAAGAGAUUUCUCCACCAUAUAAAAGGGCUAUGCUAACAUCAACUUGCGCUCCGCUUCCACCCCCUCCUCUAGUUGUUCCCCGAAGUUUUUCCAUACCCUCAAGCAACCAGAGGGAGAUGGCAUUACAUGUGAACAUCCCUUCAAGUAACAGUGAAACCUGAAGAAGCUUCUCUGCUAGUCGCACCCUUUUAGCUUUUAGAUAUCAAGCUGCUAUCAAGAAGUAGCACCUCAUGCAGACCCGUCAAAGGUUGAGACUGAUUUCCGGACUGUUUGCUGAGCAUAUUCGUUUAGGUUAUUGCUUCCUUUUUGCUCUUGCUUGUCAGUAGAGGUCCGUAAAUACGAUCUACACGACCCAAAUAUUGUGGAUUUUGGUCAUCAUAUGUUUUAUUUUUUUUCA
Messenger RNA from Cynara cardunculus var. scolymus (artichoke), 2925 nucleotides. RefSeq lists its product as uncharacterized. Gene Ontology annotation, biological process: lipid metabolic process. NCBI's taxonomy places the organism in Eukaryota, Viridiplantae, Streptophyta, Magnoliopsida, Asterales, Asteraceae. Bases 32 to 2689 code for a protein of 885 amino acids. The transcript is spliced from 16 exons. The record is from RefSeq and is a predicted model, not a curated record. Gene Ontology annotation, molecular function: phosphoric diester hydrolase activity.